Molecule: messenger RNA, 2335 nt
Organism: Panonychus citri (citrus red mite)
Lineage: Eukaryota; Metazoa; Arthropoda; Arachnida; Trombidiformes; Tetranychidae
Product: corticotropin-releasing factor-binding protein-like
Exons: 6
Coding region: 913-1932 (339 amino acids)
Biological process (GO): negative regulation of corticotropin secretion; negative regulation of corticotropin-releasing hormone receptor activity; hormone-mediated signaling pathway
Molecular function (GO): corticotropin-releasing hormone binding
Source: RefSeq, a predicted model, not a curated record
CUUCGGUGUUACUUCAUUUGGAUUCAUCCUUUUCUCUUUCCUCCUCCUUAGAUUCUCAUCCUUUCCUUCAAUCAUCAUCAUCAUUUUUCUUCAUCAUCAUCAUCAUCUCAUAUCUUCUUCUAAUUAUUUCCUUUGCCUUCUCUCCAUUGACACACAAUCAAUCUCUUUCUCAAUGAUCUAAAAAAGUUCUUCUCCUUCAUUCUCUUUCAUUUUUUUUUUAUUCUCUCGUUGUCUUAUCUAUCUCAAUGUUUACUCUCACAUUAGAAAAUUGUCUCCAAUCUCUCUAAUUGUUUAUUAAUUUCUCUCUCUCUCUCUCUCUCUCUCUCUCUAUUUUCCAACAAUUUAACUAAUCACUUUGUUCAUAUUGUUACAAAAAAAAACGUAAAUGUUACACAUUUGAUUGGUUCGAAUUAAAUUCAAUUCUAAUCAUCUCCCAAUUCUCCGAGUUUUAUUUUCUCUUGUGGUUCUGUUCAUUUUUCCUUCUCUCAUAUGUAACUUUCUGUUUCUUUCCAAUGUGAUGUUUAUUUUUAAAUGUUCACCAUGUUACCAUUAUUACCUAAUCGGCUAAUUGCUUGUUAAUUAUCUCUUUCAAUUUAAUGUGAACCUCAUUAUAAGUUAAUUGUUGUCUUUUAAUUAGAGUCAAAUUUUCAUUUCUCUCAAAUUGAUACAUUCAACUCUCUCCAUUUCCCAUUGAAAUUCUCGUUCUUUUCAACGGAAACUAAUUUUUCCUUCAGUGUGGUUGCUUUUGUUUUCUUCUCUCUCUCUCUCACUGUGAUUACUGUUUUGUUUUGUUUUUCUUUUUAAUUGUUGUUAAUUAAUCACAAUUAAUCAAUUUUCACCAUCUCUAUCUCUUUUCUAAUUAGUCUCUUUGUGACAUUUCCCCUCAUCUUUACGUGUACUUUAACCUCGAUAAUGUCAUGUCUUUCGUACUUAAUUAUAUCUUUUUACCUUUACUCAACUCUUUUUGCUUCUUUUGUCUUUCUGAAUCAAACAACAGAAGAAGAAACAAUUAAUCUAACCAGUAUUGAUCUGAUUGAACAAGAAUUAUUGGACAUUCUUCUUGGUGAUAAAAUAACCAAAUUAGAACAUGAUGAACGUGGACAAUGUAUCUCUGUUAAAUCAGAUGAAGGUGUUUACUCAUAUGUAUCACCGGGAAAUAUAAGUGAAGUUUGUGGCCUUUAUGUAAUUGCUCAACCCGAUCAAAAGGUGGUCUUUGAAUUUGAAAGUUUCUCCGUUGAUUGUACCGAUAGUGGACUUUUAAGUGUUGUAGAUGGUUGGGAAUUGAAUGGACAAUUUUUCCCUGCCAUUAGAGAUCAUCCAGUUCCAAGAGAUGAACGUUAUCAAGAAUUUUGUGGUUCCAAAAAGCCUGAUAGGAAAUUCGCAAUGUCUCAAAAUGUGGGUCUAAUUGAAUUCCGAAUACCAAAGGAACUCGAUGGUUUCAAGAUAAACGUACGAUUCCAGAAUAACCCAGAACCUUGUAAUGCGAUCCUUCAAAAUCCUCAAGGUGUUUAUACGAUAAAAAAUUUUGGACGAAAAACAAAUUGCAGUGUUUCCAUUAUGUUCCCUGAAAGUUUCCAGAUCAUUUCAACCGAUAUUGGUGUUAGGGUGAAGGAAGGAGAUUCCAAUUCCAAUGUUAACAAUAAUACAAUUGAAACCGGACUCAUGAGAGAAUGUAAAACUAUCGGUGUCUCUGAUUAUGCUGAGAUAAUUGGUGGCGAUGGACUGGACACUGACAUUAUGAAUGUCGCUGGAGAGUUUUGUGGUCUCGAAUUUUUAUCAGGAAAAAUUAAAGUUGAUAUCGCUUGUGGUAAUACAGCGGUUCGAAUGGUAUCAAGUGGACGUUAUGAGAAUUCAAUUACAAUUGCUUUCGAUUUGAUAACACAAUUUUCAUCGUCGAAUUUAAUUUGUUCAACAUUUCGUGAAUUUCAGUGAGAAAUGUUGUUAACCCGACAACAAAUUUUAAUCCAAUGGAUUUGGAUUUACAAUUAACUUAUUUAAAAAAACUUUCGAUGUCACCUAAGGUCACAAUACGAAUGAAUUUGACUUUGGAGAGUUUCUUUUUUUUCAUUAUCAAUUUGUUGAACGAAAUUAUAUCAUUUUAUCUGACGAAAGGCUAAAAAAUCAACGUGUAUUCAUUUAUUACAAUCAAAUUAAAUUGUGAUGGUAAAAAAAACUGGUUUAAAUUUAUAUAUAAAACAACAUAAAUCCAGUUAUAGUUUUAAAAAGUUACAAUUUAAAAUUUGAGAGAAUUAAAAAAUUUUGUUACCUUUGAAAAAAAAAGAAAAAUCAGUGAAAAACCCCUUUAAAAUUCAUUAAAUGUAUCUAAUUAAUUGUA